Paramecium octaurelia is the source of this 1168-nucleotide messenger RNA. Lineage: Eukaryota; Ciliophora; Oligohymenophorea; Peniculida; Parameciidae. The record is from the annotation of a GenBank genome assembly.
AUUAUGUUUAGACAUUCAGAAUCGUAAGAGCAAGUUAACAUCUGUUUUAGAGAAUUGAAUGAAGAGUUAGAGGUAAAAUAUAAAUUCCAAUAUAUUUCAGAAAUCUUACAUUAGAAUGGAUGAUGCCAUUGCUUCUUUUGAAGAUCUGCUUCUUCCUUCCAAACAAACUCAAAGUAUCCAACCACACAUUCUUGAACAAACACCAAAAACUAACCCUCCUUUCAAGGUAAAACUUAACUUAGAAGACAUUAUCAUACAUGAAGUGAAUGAGAUUCAACUUAAUAAGACAUUAGACUCACAAGUGUAAGAAGUAAAAGAGGAAGAACAAGAAAUCGUACAAGCUUAUGUCAGAAAGGAGGAUUUGUAUGAAACAUUGACUUAGAUUGACAGGAUCGACUUUGAUUAGAUAUUGGAAAGGUUCAGAUUGGAAAAAAUAACAAAUUGCUUUUAAUAUCUAUCAGAGAAGAGCAAUUAAGCGAAAUCUAAGUUGAGAUUUAUUCAUGAUCUACUCAAAAAUAUAAGUGAACUUGACUUCAAUAAAAAGGAUUACUCAAAUGAAGAAUUUGAAGAAAUUAAGAAGGAUUUGAAGAAAAAGAUUUGUUAAAAGGAGCAAAUUAUUGAAUUUUUGAAAUUCCUAAUAAUUCUUACAGCCAUCGAUGAGAGAUUUAUCUAAAGCGGAUCGAAUGCACUCAAUUUAUUAGUAGAAAUGAAGGUGGAUUUGAGAGAAUAAAGCUUUGAGAAUAUAAGGAUUAGAGAUACUUCUUUGGUUGGUGGAAACUUUGUAAGAUGCAAUUUCAAUGGAUCAGAAUUUGAUAAUGUGGAUAUAAGUGGAAUCAACUUGAAAUAAGCUUAAUUGUUCAAUUGUAAAUGGAAAAAUAUUAAAAUACAUGAGUUAAAUAAAUUAGAUGGUCAUUCAAAUGGUGUUAGUUCUGUUUGUUUCUCUCCUGAUGGUACUACAUUAGCAUCUGGUAGUUCAGAUAACUCUAUCCGUUUAUGGGAUGUUAAGACAGGAUAAUAAAAAGCACAAUUAGAUGGUCAUUCGUAAGAUAUUUUAUCAAUUUGUUUCUCUCCUGAUGGAACUACAUUAGCAUCUGGUAGUUAUGAUAACUCUAUCCGUUUAUGGGAUGUUAAGACAGGAUAAUAAAAAGCACAAUUAGAUGGUCAUUCA